Sitophilus oryzae (rice weevil) is the source of this 3069-nucleotide messenger RNA. RefSeq names its product protein unc-45 homolog B (gene unc-45). Gene Ontology annotation, molecular function: Hsp90 protein binding. The coding region runs from base 206 to 2989 and encodes 927 amino acids. The record is from RefSeq and is a predicted model, not a curated record. NCBI's taxonomy places the organism in Eukaryota, Metazoa, Arthropoda, Insecta, Coleoptera, Curculionidae. The transcript is spliced from 5 exons.
UAACCCAACUUAUUUUUCCAAAGUAUUUAUUUUUGUUUUCUAUUUCGAACUAAAAAUACAUUUUUAAAUAUAGAUUUUGUUCGAGAAAUUUCAUGAUACUUCGUUGAACAAUACUUAAAUAGAGCAACGCGAGGAUACACACGUUACAGUUAAGUUAAAACUAUUGUUCAGUAAAAGUAAAAACGUUUUUUUAUCGUAUAAAAAAAUGGGUAGUGAAACUGAAAGUGAAGCUCUAAAAGAACAGGGAAAUGUAGCCUUUAAAGAGGGCAAAUGGGACGAGGCCCUAAAGUACUACACCAUGGCGAUAGACAGGAUAAAGGGUGAACCGAAAGAACUAGCGGUUUACUAUAAAAAUCGCGCCGCAGUGUAUUUGAAGUUAGAAAAAUACGAAGAAGCUAUAAAAGAUUGCAGUAAAAGCCUAGAAAUAACACCCAACGACCCUAAAGCCCUUUUUCGCAGACUGCAAGCGUUUGAAUCAUUACAAAGGUUUGAAGAAGCUUACAAAGACGCUACGCAAAUUUUCAAAGACGACCCAUCAAACAAAAUUAUCCAGCCGUAUUUGCAAAGACUACAUAAGAUAGUUGAAGAAAGGGCUCGUAUUAGUGCUCAAACCAACAGCAAAUUAGAAAGUAUGUUAAAUAUUAUAUUGGAUCCGACUAACCCAAAGGAUAAACGUGAAACUGCAAUGAAAAAUCUGUUGGUAUUGGCUAGAGAAAAUGCUGGCAGUCAGAUUAUGCUGAAACAAGGCUGUAUAGUUCAAAAAAUUAAAAGUUUACUCAAAGUAGAGAAGAAUGAAGAAAUCUAUGUUACCGGUAUUAGAAUAAUCAGUGAACUCUGUAAGAAUUCUGAAGAAAAAACUAGAAUAGUACUUAUGGAUAUCGGUAUACCUUGGUUGCUUGAAGUAUUAGAUUCUACAAAAGAACCUGUUGUUAACGCUGUUCAGUACUGUAUACAAUCCAUUUUAAACAGUUUAUCUGGCAUGGAAAACAAAUCGGACAUUAAACCAAAAGAAGAGCUUGUUGACAGGAAUAAAUCUAUCAUUGACACUUUACUAUCGUGUCUGACAAUGUCAAUAAAUAACCAGGCUAUUUCUGGGCUAGCUAGGGAUGCUAUUAUUGAAAUACUAACCAGGAAUAUUCACCAUACUGCCCUAGACUGGGCAGAAAAGUUGAUAGAUCUAGAUGGGGUAAAAAAACUUAUGGAAUGUGCUAGUGAACUUGAAGAGUAUCACUAUGAAAGUGCAAUGAACAUUACACCAUCAACUAGGACUAUAGCUGCAGUUUGUUUGGCUCGAAUCUAUGAAAAUAUGUACUAUGACCAAGCUAAAGAAAAGUUUUUGAAUAAAAUACAAGAAUUUAUUAAGGAUAAAUUGUUAACACCAGAUAUAGAGAGUAAAGUAAGGGUAACAGUUGCGAUUACAGCAUUGUUACGGGGUCCCCUAGAUGUAGGGAAUACGAUAAUUGCUAAAGAGGGUAUUUUGGAGAUGAUUUUGGUUAUGGCUAAUACGGAAGAUGAGUUACAACAAAAGGUAGCUUGUGAAUGUAUAAUAGCAGCCGCUAGUAAAGCUGAUAAGGCAAAAAGUAUAGUCUCUCAGGGUGCAGAAAUUUUAAAAAAAUUGUACAAAUCAAAAAACGAUCACAUUCAAAUCAGAGCUCUUGUCGGUUUAUGCAAGUUAGGAAGCUACGCAGGGACAGACGCCUCUAUUAAACCUUUUGCCGAAGGCUCAUCCAUUAAACUCGCCGAAGCAUGUCGCAGAUUCCUACUUCAUCCAGGAAAAGACACCGAUGUCAAAAAAUGGGCCGCCGAAGGACUUUCCUACCUUACCCUUGACGCAGAAGUUAAAGAAAAACUCGUUUCAGACAAAGCAGCCCUAAAAUCUUUAGUACAACUCGCCCAGACAGGCGAUCAAAGCGUAGUUUACGGAGUUAUAACCACAUUAGUCAACCUAUGCAACGCCUACGAAAAACAAGAGGUUAUCCCCGAGAUGAUUGAGCUAGCUAAGUUCGCCAAACAACAUAUUCCUGAGGAACACGAACUAGAUGACCCGGAUUUUAUUACAAAACGCUUACUAAUACUCGGACACGAAAACGUUACUACAGCUCUAGUAGCUCUAUCCAAAACAGAAAGCCCCAACUCCAGAGAGUUAAUUUCUAGGGUUUUUAACGCUCUCGCCAGCGAGCAUGAGCUCAGAGGAGUCAUGGUGCAACAAGGCGCAGUGAAAGUACUUAUUAAACUAGCUCUAGACGGUACAGAGAAGGGUAAAAGACAAGCCGCUCAAGCCCUGGCUAGGAUCGGGAUAACAAUGAACCCCGAAGUAGCCUUUCCUGGACAACGUUCUCUGGAGGUAAUCAGGCCUUUAUUAUCGUUAUUACACCAAGACUGUUCAGCUUUAGAAAACUUUGAAUCUUUAAUGGCACUGUGUAAUAUCGCCCAAAUCAAUGAAAGUGCUAGACAAAGAAUUAUAAGAGAAAGUGGUUUUACUAAAAUUGAGCAUUACCUGUAUGAAGAUCACGUGAUGUUGUCACGUGCGGCGAUACAGUGCAUGUGUAAUCUCGCUCAAAGUGAGGAUAUAGUACAGAGAUACUUUGAGGGAGAGAAUGACAGAGUUAAAUUUGUUGUGGCUUGUUGUUUGGAUGAGGAUAAAGAUACGGCAAUGGCUGCUGGAGGAUUAUUAGCUAUUUUGACAAGUUUCAGUAAAAAUUGUUGUGAAAAAAUAUUUGAAUCCAAGAACUGGCUUGAAGCAAUGCAGUGUUUACUGGCUAACCAAAUUAGUAGCUUACAGUAUAGAGGAGUGUGUAUAAUUUCAAAUAUUGUGAAUUCUGGUAAAGAACUUGCAGAAAAACUGAUGGAAACUAAUAUUCUGGAAAUAAUAUUUGCUCUCAAGUGUGUACCGGAUGAGGAUGGAAGUAAGAAAAAAAUUGUACAGGUUGUUGAGGAAAUAUUACAAGUAUGUGAGAAGUACGGUAUUGUUAAAAAGCCCGAAGACUAAAUGACGUAUUAUAUUUUAGAAUUAUCUUGUAAUUUUAAGUUUCUUAGUUUUGUAAUACUGAAAUAAAUUAUUGUAAUGUU